Messenger RNA from Nicotiana tabacum (common tobacco), 6875 nucleotides. NCBI's taxonomy places the organism in Eukaryota, Viridiplantae, Streptophyta, Magnoliopsida, Solanales, Solanaceae. The record is from RefSeq and is a predicted model, not a curated record.
UUUUCUUUACUUAUCAAUAAUUUUCUUUUACGUAAUAAAUAAAAAAUGAGAGCCAAUUUGGCGUUCAUACUAUUUAUGCGUGAUUGAGAUUUCUAUAAUUUUUCAAUUAGGGUUUCGAUUAAAAUUAUAACUUGAAAGAAGGAGAAGAAGACGAGAGGUUGACGCUAAGAAAGAACCAAAACACAACCAAAGUUUCUUCCAUCUCUUCGCUGAAAAUUGUCGCUGGUAGUUGUGGGAGACACCAUCGCUUCAGUAUGUAGGAAUGGAAAUGCUGUAUUUGGAGAAUGUAAAUUUAGCUGAAACAACUGAUGCUGCUUUUUGGUUGCGCAAAGAGGCUUGUAAAGAGAUUGCCAAUAUCUUGUCAGGAUGAACAGCGCCAUGUCAGCGCCGAGGUCAAUGUUGCUAUGUCACAGAGAUUUUUACUGUCGUUCAAAGGUGGGCGUUCCACAAAAUCUCUACCAUUCUUCUCUUUCUGUUGCAAGUUAUACUCAAGUAGAAGUUGCAAUGAGGUGUUAUCAAAUGGUGUUGCAAGAAGGAAAAAAGAGAUAGACUUUGAGCAUUUAUUCAAAUCCUGUACCAAAAUCUACAUUUUGAAGUGCCUUCAUGCCCUUCUCGUUGUGUCAGGGAAGGCUCAGAGUAUCUUUAUCGGCACUAGACUUGGGAAUCUUUAUGCUCACUUGGGUGAUGUUUCUUUGUCUCUGAAGACUUUCUGCGUGAUAGAGAAUAAAGAUGCUUAUAUCUGGAAUUCCAUGAUAUCAUCUUAUGUUCGUAAUGGCAAUUUCCGUGAAUCUCUGAAUUGUUUGAAUGAAAUGUUGUCCACGGCUGAUGUUAAGCCUGACUUUUACACUUUCCCUCCAGUGUUGAAAGCUUGCGGUAAUAUACUUGAUGGUGCAAGAAUACAUUGCUGGGCUUCGAAACUUGGCUUAGAGUGGGAUGUGUUUGUAGCUGCCUCCUUGGUGCAUAUGUAUUGCCGUUUCCAAUCAUCUACUUUUGCCUUUAAAAUUUUUAAGAAUAUGCCUUUUCGGGAUAUGGGUUGUUGGAAUGCUAUGAUAUCUGGAUUUUGUCAGAAUGGAAAUGCUAUAGAGGCAUUGAGCCUGUUGAAUGAGAUGAGAUUAGAGGGUAUAAAAAUGGAUUCGGUGACUAUCGCAACAGUACUUCCUAUAUGUGCGCAGCUUGAUGAUAUUGUGCACGGGAUGUUAAUUCACUUGUAUGUUAUAAAGCAUGGCCUAGAAUUAGAUGUCUUUGUAUCGAAUGCCUUAAUAAACAUGUACGCCAGAUUUGGUGAGUUAAGACAUGCACAAAAAGUAUUUGAUGAUAUGAUAGUAAGAGAUUUAAUAUCAUGGAACUCUUUAAUUGCUGCAUAUGAGCAAAAUAAUGUACCUGAAAAGGCACUGAAAUACUUUCAUGAGAUGAUGGUAAAUGAGAUUCAGCCUGACUUGUUGACGAUAGUGAGUUUAGCUUCUAGUACAGCUCAGACCAAAAGUUUCCAUUGCUGCAGAUCAAUUCAUGGAUUUAUAUUGAGGAGAUGUUGGAUUCAGGAGGACGUUAUUGUGUGUAAUGCUGUUGUGGAUAUGUAUGCAAAAUUGGGUUUUAUUCAUUGUAGUCGUAAGGUUUUUGACGAGAUGCUGGUUAAGGAUGUGGUGUCCUGGAACUCAAUGAUCUCAGGUUAUGCUCAAAAUGGUCUUGCAAGUGAGGCUAUUGAACUUUACAACAUGAUGAAAAAAUGUGAUGACGUAGCACCAAACCAAGGAACUUGGGUUAGCAUUUUGCCAGCUUAUGCUCAUCUAGGUGCGUUGCGAGAAGGAAUGAGGACUCAUGGGCAUGUUUUCAGAGUAGCUCUUAAUUUGGACGUCUUUGUUGGUACCUCCCUCAUUGACCUUUAUGGUAAAUGUGGAAGACUGGAUGAUGCCAUGUCUUUGUUUUACGAGGUGCCUAGGAUGAUUACAGUCCCUUGGAAUGCCAUAAUAUCAUGUCAUGGUAUUCAUGGAAAUGGCAGGGUUUCUCUGAAACUAUUCAAUGAUAUGCUGGGUGAAGGUGUUAAACCAGAUCAUGUAACAUUUUUAUCUCUAUUGUCAGCUUGUAGCCAUUCAGGAUUAGUUGAUGAGGGUAAAAGAUACUUUCAUAUGAUGGAGCAAGAGUUUGGCAUCAAACCUGUUCUAAAGCACUAUGGUUGCAUUGUUGAUAUGUUUGCUAGGGCUGGGCGCCUAGAAACAGCAUACCGUUUUAUAAAAAGCAUGCCUUUGCAGCCUGAUGCUUCAGUUUGGGGUGCUCUUCUAGGUGCAUGUCGAAUACAUGGAAAUGUUGAGUUGGGUAAAUUGGCUUCAGAUAAUUUGUUUGAAGUUGACCCGGAGAAUGUUGGGUACUAUGUCGUGUUGUCUAACAUCUAUGCUAAUUAUGGGAAAUGGGAGGGGGUGAAUGAAGUGAGAUCAUUGGCUAGAGACAGGGGGUUGAAGAAGACUCCUGGAUGGAGCUCAAUUGAAAUGAACAAUAAGAUUGAAGUCUUUUACACAGGAAAUCAAUCUCAUCCGCAGUGCCAUGAGAUAUACGAGGAAUUAAGUAUUUUAACUGCUAAGAUGAAGACCCUAGGUUAUACUCCAGACUAUACUUUUGUAUUACAAGAUGUUAUGGAUGACGAAAAGGAACAAAUCCUUACCAGUCAUAGUGAGAGAUUGGCUAUUGCUUAUGGAAUUCUUAACACUCCUCAUAGAAGUCCUUUACGGAUCUAUAAAAACUUGCGGGUUUGUGGAGACUGCCACAAUGUGACUAAACUUAUUUCUAAGAUAACAGAGAGAGAGAUUAUUGUGAGGGACUCUAAUCGCUUUCAUCACUUCAAGGAUGGUGUUUGUUCAUGUGGGGAUUACUGGUAACAUGUGCCCAUAAUUCUGGACAGAAAUUUUGACCUUUAAGGUUGAUAUCGUUAUGGUAUAGGUGCUGCAGGAAAUUUAUUUGUUCUUCUCAAGCUGCUGUCCUGUCCUGUGAAUGUCUGUAAUGGAACAGAGAUUUUAUGAAGGCAAUUCUUUCGUUCUUUUAAAUAUUUACUUUUCUCUAGUGGGUGUAUUUGCAUAACUGUCAUUUGAUACAAUUAAAGUUAGAAAUUUUAGACUCUUUUAAAUCACCCUAACAAAUUCUCUCUUCGAAACAAGAGUACGUAUCUAUUUUUUGACAUUUCUAAGUAAACUAAGUUUUCUAAAAUUAAUUGAUAUGCUUGUCUACUGUGAGGCAGUACCUUUUAAGAAUUUGUCUGCCUGAGAAAUGUGGGGCAUAUUAAAAAAGAAAAUCAGGAAAUGGAGCUUUCACUCGUAUCAUUACUUUCUAUAUUUCCUAUUGCAGACUGGACAGAUUCAUGUACUGUAUAUCCGUCCCUUGUUUGUGCUGGUCCUGCUGACCAACUCAAACACUAUUUAUGCUUCAAUUCACCAGCUCUGCAGAAGAGAAUACUAUUGAAUUUGCUGAUGCUAACUCAUGCACUUGAGUUGCGCCUUUUGAUCUCCUCUUCCUUGACUUCUCUGCUUCCACAACUGCUGGCACAAAAUCGGAGUUCUGCAGUCUGUUGUAGGCUAUAUUGGUUGAAGAAUUGUUGCUAGGGGAACCACUGAUAUUGCACUGCGAUGAAGGCACAUGGUUAAUUUCGCGAGUAAAAUGCUUAAUGGGAUAAAUCUUUUGAAUUGUUCGAAGAAAGCGAAGGCUGGUACACAUGGGUAGAGCGUGGUCGGAGAUUUACAAGCAGAAUUACAAUAGACGAAGAUAAUCUCAGAUGGGUAUGUGAACAAUUACAACAAGCUUCACGGGGAUAUGGGAACCUUUACAGGAGAUGGGGAAGGAAGAUUCAGACUUACCUUUACAGGGUUUAUCAGAACUAUAACAGUUAUGGCAGAUACAUCAGAAUUGAAACAAGAAUGGGGGCUGGAAAAGCAGCAAUCAUAGUACCAGAGGCAGUUUACAACAGGGGAUGGGGGGACAUAGCAGGGAAAAUUUUACAGUUCCUGGGGGAAGCUUCAAACAACAAAUACAGGACAAUCUCUGACUUGCAAAACAAGUCCUUUCUAACUGCUACUGCAAUGUCAUAAUGGCCAAAGCUACAGGAUGAGCGAAAUGUGAAGGCCCCCAAUGAAGUCACAGAUGAGAAUCUCCAUUUUCUUUCGAAGUGCUUGGUCGGAUGCUUCAAUGACCCUUUCAACAAAAGCCCCAACACUGAAGUCAUCCAAAAAUGGUUCGUCACCAGAUGGCAGGUAACGGCAGGCCUCAGAGUCACACCCAUGACGCACAAUAAAUUUCUCUUUGAGUUUCCAUCAAAACAAGAGGCUGCUAGAGUGAAGGCCGGUGACUGGUUUUGGAAUGGCCGUCAUCUUUCCCUCGAUUGGUGGUCGCCAGUAACUGGAACCUCUUCGGUGAGUAAAGAGGUCAACCAAAGAUGGGUGAAAGUUUUUGGAAUUCCAUUGCAUGGCUGGACAAUGAGCUCCUUUCAAUACAUCGGAGAUCUAUGUGGUGGGUUUGUCUGCAUAGAUGAAGACACAAAGAAUAGAUCUCAUCUUUUUUGGGCUAGAAUCUGUGUAAAAAGAGGAGAUUUGGAUCCCCCAAGAGAAGCAGACCGGUACUUGGCGAUUUGAGAUAUAAAAUCUCAAUCUUGGAGGAUCAGGUAGCCAAACUAAUCACCUUUACCGGCGACGUUGCUACUGUCAAAGGAAGAAAGGAGGAAGUUGCAGACAUGGCUUCCUCGAGUCAAGCGAAGGAGUCUAUGUAUUAUCUAGUGGUCCAAGUCAAAGAACCCAGCGGUCACAUUAACUUUAAUUCAAAUCUGAUUAAAGUAGCCCCUAUAAAAGUGGUUCCACCACGUCAUCAGAAGCUUAACCCUAACCCUACCAGAAGACAAGGCAAAAAGGCUGUUAAUAAUUCGGGCCUUAAAUUGGACCGUUCGUAUUAUUCUAAGGGGCCCAAGCCCAAGCUGAAUAAAAGGGGGAAAGCCACAAGACAAGAAUGGUUGGCUAUCGGGCCAAUUCUGGACCCAUGCACAUGUAAAAAUAGCCCUAUUAGACUUGAAAAUUACUUCGAUCCUCUUUCAGUCGAGAUUGCAAAUACAGAAGGCUCUAGAAAAAAGCAACAGUCUAUGGGAAUUGCAUGUGAUAUUUCAUCGGAAGCAGAUGAUGAAGCAUAGCCGAUGACCAUGAUCAUUCCAAGACCUCCUCGGAUUAAAGACUUCGAAACAGUAAGUAGCUCUGAUGUAGAGUUCUCCUCCUGUGAUACUCUUCUUCUUCCUUGGUCUGGAACGGGGUCUUCUUCAUUGGUUCCAUCUAAUGAUAUCAACACCCCUGCUGUUAUUGAGACAUCAAGAUGGACAAAAUCUGUGUUGCUAAAGGCAUGCAAAGCUUUUGGGAUAAAUGCUGCUGGGUUCGAACAUGAGAUCCUUGGCAUGGUUCUUCAAAUGGAACAGAGAAGACAAGAACAAAUUCAAAAACAAGAACUUGCAAUCAAGGCCAGUAAAAAGGGGAAGAAAAAACAAACUUUAGAACUGGAAAGAUUGAAGUGGGGGAUGAAUUCAGAUGGUAAGAAGUCGGGGGACAGGGACAGGACUUGCAAAGCAUUUUCUGGAUGAAGAUCAAAUCCUUAGUUGGAAUGUGCAGGCCUCAAUGAGGCAGAUAAGAGGACUACAAUCAAAUCUUUAGUUCAAAAAUGGAGAGCGGAUGUAGUGUGUCUACAAGAAACAAAAGUGGAAGAAUGGUCACCCGUUUGGAUAAGACAAAUAUGGGGGGAACAUAUGGGUUGAAUGGGUAGAGCUGAAAUCAAAAGGGAGGAGUGGUGGUAUUCUAGUGCUAUGGGAUAAAAGAUACUGGGCAAACAAAGGGGUUCAUCAGGGGCUAUACACUAUCUCUUGUAUGUUUGAAAGUACACAAGAGCAUUUUAGGUGGUGUUUUACAGGGGUAUAUGGGCCUCACACGAACCCAGAGAGGGAGGUUUUCUGGCAUGAAUUGGCAGCCAUCAGGGGCAUAUGGGAUGAGCAAUGGGUGAUAGGGGGUGAUUUCAUUGUGUGCAAAUAUGAGAGUGAAAGAUACAAUUGUGUUAGGAGGUCAAGGGCUAUGAGAUCGUUCACAACCACAAUACAGGACUUGGAUAUCAUAGAUUUGCCUCUCUUGGGGGCUUACUAUACAUGGUUCAGGGGGGCAGAGUCUAUGCAAGCAUCCAGAAUAGACAGGUUCCUAAUUUCCCAUGAAUGGGAUGAGAAUUUUAAUGCAAUUAAACAACUAGCUCUGCCAAGAGUAGUCUCUGACCACAGGCCUUUACUUCUGGAGUGUGGGAAUUGGGAAGCAAACCCCUCCUAUUUUAAGUUUGAAAACAUGUGGCUUCAAGUAGAAGGUUUUACAGAUAACAUCAAAAGUUGGUGGCAAAGUUACUCAAUUGGAGGCAGUCCGGAUUUCAUCCUAAUGCAAAAACUGAGAAGAUUAAAGGACAUCACAGAGUGGAACAGGGAGACCUUUAGUAAACUGGCAGCUCAACAAAAUAAGCUACUUGAAGACCUAACAUUACUGGAGCAAAUAGCUGCAAACAGGGCUAUUACUUGGGCUGAAAAAGAGAAAUCUCUACAGCUGAAACUUAUUUCUAAGAUAACAGAGAGAGAGAGAGAGAGAGAGAGAGAGAGAGAGAGAGAGAGAGAGAUUAUUGUGAGGGACUCUAAUCGCUUUCAUCACUUCAAGGAUGGUGUUUGUUCAUGUGGGGAUUACUGGUAACAUGUGCCCAUAGUUCUAGACAGAAAUUUUGACCUUUAAGGUUGAUAUCGUUAUGGUAUAGGUGCUGCAGGAAAUUUAUUUGUUCUUCUCACGCUGUUGUACUGUCCUGUGAAUGAUGAAUCCCGAACUCUAUAAUGGAACAGAGAUUUUUAUGAA